This is a messenger RNA of Cyanistes caeruleus (blue tit), 791 nucleotides long. NCBI's taxonomy places the organism in Eukaryota, Metazoa, Chordata, Aves, Passeriformes, Paridae. The record is from RefSeq and is a predicted model, not a curated record.
GUAUUCUAGUCGGGGCAGUUCACAGAAGAUAUGAUUCCUACAGUAGGCUUCAAUAUGAGAAAAAUAACAAAAGGAAACGUUACCAUAAAGGUGUGGGACAUUGGAGGACAGCCAAGGUUUCGAAGCAUGUGGGAGCGUUAUUGCAGAGGAGUCAAUGCAGUUGUUUACAUGGUGGAUGCAGCAGACUUAGAAAAAGUAGAAGCUUCAAAAAAUGAGCUACACAGUUUGAUAGAUAAGCCACAGCUGCAUGGAAUUCCAGUGUUAGUUCUUGGAAAUAAACGAGACCUCCCAGGUGCACUGGAUGAGAAGCAGUUAAUUGAGAAAUUAAACCUUUCAGCUAUUCAAGACAGAGAAAUCUGUUGCUAUUCUAUUUCCUGUAAAGAGAAGGAUAACAUAGACAUAACAUUACAGUGGCUUAUUCAGCACUCCAAAUCAAGAAACUGUUGAAGAAACUUCUGCUGAAGAUAACUCUUCCCCAAUCACUUUGACUCCUAUCAGCUAUACACACAGAAAAGAUAAGGAAUGCAACUGUCUACUACCAGGACUCACUGUGGUCAUAUUUGUUAAUGGAAGUAAAUCUGACUUGUAACUUGUCUGUCUAUUUUGAUUUUUUUUUUUUUUAAUCCAUAUAUUUGUCUGCCUAAGUGAAAUUCCUGAGCGCCUUAAUACAAGACUGGAAGAAAUCAAUAAUUUUUGAGCUGAAAUGUUUUGAGUUAAUGCAUGCAAAUUGUCAAAUACAUAGUAAUUUUUUUCUAAUUUGAAACUGAAUAAAUUGUGCAGUGGAAACAAAA